This is a messenger RNA of Exophiala dermatitidis NIH/UT8656, 2621 nucleotides long. RefSeq names its product phosphatidylinositol glycan, class P. NCBI's taxonomy places the organism in Eukaryota, Fungi, Ascomycota, Eurotiomycetes, Chaetothyriales, Herpotrichiellaceae. The transcript has a single exon. Bases 261 to 2150 code for a protein of 629 amino acids. The record is from RefSeq and is a predicted model, not a curated record.
CGAUACCCGCCUCAGCCCCAGCCUUGUGUGGCUGGAGAAGCGAAAAGGGGCCGCGAGGCUGAAGCGGAAGUGUUCAUGUCAAUAUCAAUAUGGCCUUGGCGCUGCUCCCCGCAUUUUCUCCGUAUGCAGUGCCAUUGCGAUUUUGGUCAUAACGUGUUAUUUGCUUCCAGGUACUAACAACACGGCAAUCUCUCUUUCUCUUUCUGUUUUGGCGUUGAGGGCGGCCAGCCCUUCGGCCCACUGGCAGUGAAUACCACACAAUGCCUCCUCACAGUAGAGGCGCGUCGCCCGAGUCAGGGUCAGGGUCAGGACAUCAACGACCACACUCCAAAUCAUUAUCAGCCUCUUUCCCACCCACGCUGCGGCCAUACCUUGAAAACCUGCCUUCUCCCACAUUAUUGAUCCCCUCGGAUCAAAGAACACCUACGGGUCCUUAUAUGGACAAAUCACAAACAGACCGCGGUCCAUCUCCAUCUACGCCUGUGACACCGAAAACUCCCCGGCGGCGUGCGGCCACCACAACUGUCUUCGAGGGUGAAGACCGGGGAAGAAGAACUUCUGGCGACUUUGAAGAUGGAGAAGAAGAGGACGACGAAGACGAAGAAGACGAAGAGAUAGAUGUGACGGGCGUGACGCUGGAUGACGACGAUUUCGAAUCGCAUUAUUCGCGGCACGAAUCGGAGGAAGAAUCAGGUUCAGACCAAUUUGGAUCCCAAGAUGAAGAUAUUGAAGAGCAUUCACAAUUCGAAUCGUCGUCGCAGAACGGGCACGCAGCCGCCGCUGCCUCCACCGCCACCACCGCCGACGAACAAGAAUCAGAAUACAUUUCAGCGCAACAAAAACAACGACCAGGAUCGCUCGCACGCGUCCACUCUCUACCCGCACGGCCACCUUUACCCGCGCGACAUCACCACCAAGCGCAAGGGCAAGGUCUACACACAUCACAAUCCACAACAUCUCUCGGCCCGCCUCCUUCUCAUCCACCACCUCCACCACCCCUCUAUCCACCAUUCUACAACCGGCCACCGACACCACUGCCUCCAUCACCGAGUCUCACAUCUUUGUUAAGGCCACCAUCUCUCCUAAACCGGUCCACGGCCUCAACUCGACCAACCACACCAGACAGUUCAGACGUUGAAACGCCCAACGACACCGAAGCCGCCGUUGCACAAUCAGCGCGUCGGGCACAUCCACUGCCGCCCACAUCCCCCAAAGUGCCCACGUACGAAUACUACGGGUUCGUGUUGUAUUUGGCCUCGUCGCUCGCGUUUCUGUUUUACAUCCUCUGGUCGUAUCUGCCCAGCCCGUUCCUGCAUGCUCUUGGGAUAACUUACUACCCGAAUCGAUGGUGGUCGCUGGCCAUUCCGGCCUGGAUCGUGAUGCUUUUGGUUUAUAUCUAUGUUGCGUUGCUGUCCUAUAAUGUCGAGUAUUUGACCUUGCCGCUGAACAGUCUCGAGUGCAUGGUCGAUGAUGCGGCGAAUGUUGCGGUCCUGGAUGAGAAGACUGGAAGGAUAAGAAAGGGGGGAAGUAAGAGGUUGAUGAAGGAGUUGGAGGAGCGGGAGAGGUAUUUCGAACACCAUCCGGAACAACAUCGAGGAGGAACGGAAACGAAAAGGAAUCGGAGACUGUCAAGGGGUCAGGCUAGUAACUUGAACCAGUUGAGAAACAACCAGUCUGGGGGAUUUGGUGCUGGCGCCGUGUGCUCGGACCCUACUGCCAGACGAAGAUUGUCGAACCGAUCGCACCCUGCGGCGGCGGCGGCGGCAGCAUCCGCUGUUGAUGGCAGUCCAGGCAGUGUUGGCAUUGACUCGUCCAAGAAUCCUCCUCCACCUCCCGACAUUCCUGCCCGUGACUACCAGAAUUCAAAUUCGAGUUCGCAUUGGAAUCAACAUGCCCAUGGCCAUGAUCCCACCACUGCACAAUCGUUUCUACACCACAUUGUGCAUCCUAAUACUACUACCAGCGCCGCCCGAGACCGAGCAGCGCAGCAUUCCAUCACCGGCAAGCCCAAUGGCGCCGGUGGUGGUGGUGGUGGUGGUGGUCCGAAUAUGGUGAUGCCGAACUGGAAUUGGAAACUCGUCUGGAACGAAGGCACAGAUGCCGUCAUGGACGUUCCGAUCGGUGGCGUUUGCGAAGUUUUGUAUGGCUGAUUUUACCAUACUGGAUCAAAUAUGUUUGUUCUUGAGAAAGAGAGCGAGAAAAAGAGAGCGAGAAAAAGAGAGAGAGAGAGAGAGAGAGAGAAUUAAGGGAAGUAUACUAUUAUCUGAUGGUGCAUAAUAUAUGUAAUAGUAUAUCAAUAAUAAUACUGUGUACAUACUACACAGGUUGAUUGGAGAUUGGAAGGAGAGACAGACACAGCACCCAGUUUUGCAUCCAUCAGGCUUGUCAAGUCAGGGUAUUCAGCUACCUUCAUCAUCCAUUCAGAUACUCAGGUAGUAGGAUAGUAGUAGACACCUCGACCCCAUGGCGUGGCGGUGUAACAGUAGUAUUGCAGCAUACAAGGUAGGCAUAGUGUAGUAGUGUCGAAUAGGAUUGUAUAGUCACAUAUAGUAGGUAGUAGUAUACCUAGGUAGGUAGUAAUAUAGUGUAAGAAUGCAAACCACAAUAUCAUGAAUAACAAC